Messenger RNA from Esox lucius (northern pike), 4558 nucleotides. RefSeq names its product failed axon connections homolog, metaxin like GST domain containing a (gene faxca). The record is from RefSeq and is a predicted model, not a curated record. Lineage: Eukaryota; Metazoa; Chordata; Actinopteri; Esociformes; Esocidae. Gene Ontology annotation, cellular component: cytoplasm. The transcript is spliced from 6 exons. Bases 196 to 1428 code for a protein of 410 amino acids.
CAGAGACAGAGCGGCGGUGAUCGGCUGCGGAGGAUGCCGACCCCGCUGCGGGGACAACCGCCCAGCGAGAUGGCCGCUGUACCUUUCUCCCUCGCCGCAUCAUGCACCGAGACGACCUGCUUGCACCAAUGAAGCCCCCGUCGAUGAAGCCAAAACCGGCCAAAGAAAGGCAGAAAGAGGCCACAGAGAGAGAGAAUGUACUGGCGCGUCGGGUUCGCCUGGACGCGCUCGUGUGUGGUUGAUCUUGGCCGGAACCAGAGCUUCUCAUUUGGUCUGUGCGGCUCGGAUGAGCAACUCUCCUUUUAUGGGUACAUUAUUGCCUAUCCUCUGCAGGACUACGGCGGGAUCAUGUCGGCCCUGGGGUCAGACUCGUGGUGGAGGAAAACGCUCUAUCUAACUGGAGGCGCUCUGCUCGCGGCUGCUGCCUAUUUACUGCACGAGCUACUUGCCAUCAGGAAAGAACAGGAGCUGAACUCAGUGGAUGCCAUUAUCCUUCACCAGUUCUCCAGGCCAAAGAGUGGCGUUCCAUCCCUCUCCCCAUUCUGCCUCAAGUUGGAAACCUACCUUCGUAUGGUGGACCUGCCCUACCAGAACUAUUUCGAUGGGAAGCUGUCCCCCCAGGGAAAGAUGCCCUGGAUAGAAUACAACCAGGAGCAGGUGUGUGGUACAGAGUUCAUCAUCGACUUCCUGGAGGAGAAGCUGGGCGUGAGCCUCAACAAGAACCUCGGUGCCCAUGAGAAAGCUGUGUCCCGGGCAGUGACCAAGAUGGUGGAGGAACACUUCUACUGGACUAUAGCAUACUGCCAGUGGGUGGAUCACCUAGAGGAGACUCAGAAGAUGCUGGGGGUGAACGGGCCACUGAGUGACCUCCUCAAGUGGAUCCUGAGUCACUUGACUGGUGGCAUCAUCAAGCGAGAGAUGUACGGCCACGGGAUUGGAAGGUUCUCCAAGGAGGAGGUCUACGCUCUGAUGGAGAAGGACAUGCGGACACUGGCCACCCUUCUUGGUGACAAGAAGUACCUGAUGGGUCCUAAACUGUCCAUGGUGGAUGCCACUGUGUUCAGCCACCUAGCCCCUGCCAUGUGGACCCUGCCUGGCACAAGGCCAGAGCAGCUGAUCAAAGGCGAGCUGAUCAACCUUGCCAUGUAUUGUGAGAGGAUCCGUCGUCGCUUCUGGCCUGAGUGGUUUGUGGAUCUGGAAGACUUCUGUUAUGAAGACACCACGGAGGAAGAGGAAUCUCCCUCCAGGCUCCAGGACCUGGGUCUUUACUCCCGCACAGACACCUUCCAGGACCAGUCCAGCCCUCCUCACACACACACACCCACGCACACACACACGAUCUCGCCAGACAGUGACCGCACGGGCCAAUCGCUGUAUGACUCAGACAUGGACACCGAGUGCUCUGAGAUGGAUCCGCUAAAGUGUUGAUCGCAGAAUGACACACACCCACACACGUACACAGAAAAACACAAAUAUACAACACAUACACUGCCCGCACCCACUCUCAUGCUACCCUCAACACAGCGCCAUCUAUCUGUCCAGCAGGGAAUAACUGUUAGGGGCAUCUCUGUUGCCAGGGACUGAUGAUGCCAGUGCUGAUGGGCGAUGGACUCAGAGAUUCCUAUGAGAUGGAUGAAACCAACCAUUGGACUAAUAGAGGGACCGAGACAACAUGGAUAUGGACAAUGAAAGUACCAUACUGUAGCAAUAGAAACAGCCAAUAGGGAUAGAAAGAGAAGACAAUGCGAGGGAGAUAAAAGGAUACUGAGAUCGGGAGUUAAUGACGCCCUCGCUGACAAACUCCUCCAUCUGGGUGACAAUGGCUGGAGCCCAGUCCCUGUUGUCAAGUUACCGUUACCGCAGCAACCGUGUUUGUGUUUACACGUGUCAGCCUGUUGAGCAGAAGUGUCCCAGUCAUGUGUCUGACUUCCUGAACUGGCCCCCAGAUUUAUACCCCUACAAAAUAGCCGUAGUAAAGAUAUUAUGUUGAUAUGUGGGGAGCUAUUCAGGCAUUAUGUGAAAGUACAGGUCCUUAAAUGUGAAUACGACAUCAGAUCAGAAAUCUGAAUAUGGUAUAAAUAUUAUAGUUAGCUUAAAAUUAUAUAUAUAUAUAUGAUUAUAUAUAAUCAUAUAUAUAUGAUCCCUGUAUGAUCCCAAUGUCAUAUUAUGUAAAUAUGUGGUUCUCCUGUAAACCUCCUAGUGCUUGUGUGAUACGACUAAAUUCCCUGGUGGCCACACCAAACCCAUUAUGCUGGUCUAGGAGAGGUUUGCAUCCAUCUCUUCCAAGAUGACUGACACUCUGCAUCUGCAGUCUGGUCUUAACCCUUUGUUGACUAUUUUGUCAGUCCUUUUCAGAAUUGUCAUUGAUGUUGUGAAAGAGUGGAUAGUGGUGACAUCUCAACAAUCCUGUCCUCUCCAGUCCUUCAACUGCACAGAUCUGAAAACACUGGAUAGGUGGAAUCAGUUUCUCCUGGAUGUCUGCCCAGUGGAAAGUUCCUCCACCUGCCCCAUUAUUUCCCAUCAGGUAGAGAACAGGAGACUGCUAGAGCUCUUUAGUUGUGUGUAUGUUCAUUCAGCCAUUGGGAGCGGAUGAAACAUUCAAGUGGAAGAUUCAUAAGACUAGAUAGACUUUGAGGUGCAUGACUGACAGGUGCCAAUGAAAUCACCCUGCUGGUUAUCGGUUAUCUGUGUAUCUCCUCUGGCCUGUUUUAAUGUGUAUUGUAAUCAGAGUGUGUGUCUGUGUAUGUGUGUGUGUGCCUGACGAAGGGCACUAAAACGCAAUUGACGAAAAUAACACUUAGGCCUUUGAUCUGCCAUUCCCGGUGUGGCCAAACAAUUCAUUAAUUCUAGAAAUAGAAAAAAUAGAAUGGCCAUUGUUGCUUAUGGCAUCAACUCACUGUGAGCUAGCAUGAAACAACUACUAUAAUCACCAGUGUUGGUUGUUACUCUUACUUAUUAGAAGGCUAAUGGAGUAGUGAAACGGUCUGUUCUACUUGUUCUAUUUCUAGUACUUCUAAUGGUGUGGUGUUUAAUGGGGAGAUGGGGGUCAUUACUUGUGUUUGUCUUUCAGCAGACAUGUGUGGGACCUGUGUGAGUGUGUCUGAUGUUGGGUGUAGAGUUCUGUCCAUAUUGUGCAUCAAUGAGUCAUCGUAUCUCAAGAGUUGAUUUUGAGGCACUCUGUACCGGAUAGGUGCUUCCGGCUGAGCCUGCACAGACACAGAGACACCCAUCACCACAGCAGAGGAUUUGAAUUUGGUCUUGUGGCAGCAGCACAGAACUGAAAAGAAUGUGAAGUAGUUUGGUGAUGAUGGUUAAUACCCUCUACGAACAUUAUAGAGAGGUUUUUUUAAUCUUGCGAGUUAAUUGUGCUCAGACCGGGUUUUACCAGAACUUACUAGAAACCAGUCUGCCUGUGGUGUAGAACAGCGCAAAUUUACAUAGUGAUACAUGAGCCUGCCUAUCACUGUGUACUUGUAUCCUGUCUGCAUGUUUCCUGCAUUCACUUCUAAGAGCCAUGGGAUAGACACAGCCUUAUGGAGUGACUGGAUGUUUUUGGUGUUUACUUUCUGAUCCAGUCUAUAUUUUUUGUAUACUGCAUAGUCUAUUUUCUUUUUCUUUUUUCAUUUUGUCACACUAAUGUAAUUUUAGCAAUUUUUUGCUAAGAUUUUUUAAACUUUUGUUCAGGCUUGCCAGUUGUUUUCUGUUCGGAUCCCUAUUUGAACAUGGUGAAGAGUUGAGUGUCUAUGUUGUGGUCACUUCUCUUAUUCUGCUCUAACUGGGCUGCCAAUGUUUUUUCCAAAUCUGUUAUAAUCUAAAUGUUAACCUAAAUUAAACAUCUCUUAAUGUUUACUAGAAUUCUGACAUGUUUAAACCAUGUUUUGAUACAAAUGGGUUUUUCCAGCAGGCCUGUGUCUAAACCCAGCUACCAAAUGACCUGUUCGUUUCCUGGAGGCAUGCUUAUGAUGUCCCCUAACUAUUUCUCAAAACAAACCAAAAGACUUGUGAUCCUCGUCCUACCAUACCUCGUUGCUUAGAUUAGGAUUGUGACUGUCGACAGAAACAUUCUGAGGUCCUCUUUGGGCGACUUUAGAUGGACGUUGCCUAAUGGCACAGAUCCAGGAUCAGCUUCCCCUCCCUCUAAUCCUCACCACAAGGGAUGGAAAUGCAAAAGGGACCUUGUAUCAGAGUCAGCUGCAACUUUGUUGCAAUCUGUUACAUAAAGCAAAGGUCAAGGGUCAGAGUUCAGCACUACUGUGUCAUUUCCUUGUUGAGGUGUGUGUUGUUAGACUACUAGAGCCAUAUUACAUAGUUUGUGUUGUUAGACUACUAGAGCCAUAUUACAUAGUUUGUGUUGUGUGUGCUGAAAUGUGUGGACUCACACUACAUACUGGGUAAUGUACAUAUGGGAGCCAUAAAGUGUAAACAAAUGUGUACAUGAGCUAAAAGAAACUGUAACAUAAUAGAUCAAUUCCUAUGAAUGUAUAUUAAUUAGAGAUGAGUGGCUGUAUGAAAAUGAACAAAUCCUAAUAUUUAAUUAAAUAUAGCUGUGAUAAUUUUA